This is a messenger RNA of Drosophila subpulchrella, 924 nucleotides long. RefSeq lists its product as uncharacterized. The transcript is spliced from 5 exons. Lineage: Eukaryota; Metazoa; Arthropoda; Insecta; Diptera; Drosophilidae. The coding region runs from base 1 to 924 and encodes 307 amino acids. The record is from RefSeq and is a predicted model, not a curated record.
AUGAGGUCCACGAUUCUGGUACUUCUUUGGUUUGGAGCCAUCGCAUCGGUUCUGGGAAAUCACACCCAUAUGCUGGAGUCCUCUCUGGAGAAUCGCGUUCUAUCGCGACGGGUGAGGGGCUUAAUAUUUCCGGACAAGGCAGCGGUUCUCCUGACCGCCGCCCUCACCAAAAUCAUUCUGGGUGCUCGACCUAGUGGCCUUCAGUAUAGUCUAGAGUUUGACAUGUACAUUCCAUUGCCCGACACCAUUGAGGGUUGGCAGCCCAAGAUUCUGAAGAGGCUAAGGCCAAAGCCCACACCAAAACGGCGAUAUGAUUGGUCUUAUUACAAAAGACCUGCUUAUCCCUACUACACCACGCCUUAUAAAAAUGCAUAUUACACCAGUCCUGCCUCCAGUAGGGAUUCAUUUUACAAAACUACUUGGAGUGCAUCUUCGCCUUUAAAUCGCAAGAAUUUCUACCAAUCCAAGGAUAAUGUCUAUAAGACAAGCCCCGCAUUAAACAGCGGUUCAUUCUACCAAACCCCCUGGAGUUUAUCUUCCUCUAGUAAAUAUGAGAAGCAGUAUCAACCGCAUGAAGAGGUUUAUGAAUCCUGGGCUCAAGUGCCCACUUGGAAAUUAAAUCGUGGAUAUAGAGAGCGCCGAGAGAUUUUUGAUCAAUUUGAGGCCAUGGGAAAAGUUUUUCAGUUAGAUCUUAGGUCCUGUAUUAAGAGAGCCAUGUGCGAACUGAGAGCCAAAUUCAAUGAAGGUCAUGACCAGGGUUUUCUCUUGGAGGAUCUUAUGCGAAUCGUCUUAACAGUGCCCGAGGAGAUAGCCGACGAUAAGUACAGGCACCGCAUGGACAUCCAGGAUUGUGCCCGAUUCUACUCCCCAAGUUGCCCUUACAAUGUUUUAGACUUCCUCACCCAGAGUGGUAACAAAAUGUAA